Molecule: messenger RNA, 3331 nt
Organism: Styela clava
Lineage: Eukaryota; Metazoa; Chordata; Ascidiacea; Stolidobranchia; Styelidae
Cellular component (GO): cytoplasm
Source: RefSeq, a predicted model, not a curated record
AUGUCGACAACAAGGUCCAGCGCUGUUCCUCCUGAUCCCCCUAAGCGCAAGAGUCCGACUGAGCGUCAAGCUACUGACUCUUCUGCAGUAGCCAAAGCAACAUCUCUGACUUGGUCACUUCUGAUCAAAGAUGAAAUAGCUGAGAUAAAAAAAGGCCAAGAUUUUAUUUCGAAACAAUUUGACGAACUGAAUGCCAAUUACAGAGAACUAAACAAAAUCACAUCUAAGAGCAAUCAAAAAUUUCGAGAACUUGAACAAAUAGUCGACGAGUUAGAAGAUGAACUGGAUAUACUGACAGAGCGACAACAAGAUCAGGAACGCAGAUCCAGGCUUGUUAACCUAGAAUUUCACAGCAUCCCGUACUCAUCAGGUGAAGACUGUGAAGAUAUAAUAACAAAGGAUCAUUGUGGCAACACGUACCGAUCCGAAGCAGGAAGUGAACAAGAGAAAAGGGCUUGCAGUUCAUUCAAGACGAACAUAACUGGCUCUCACAUUCAAAAAGUUCAAGCUGAGCAAAUUCAAAAAGUUCAUGCAGAGAAGGUCGUACAGAAUUUAACAAACAUUGAUGAGACAAGCAUUACUGACUCCCAGAUUCAAAAAGUUCGAGCUGAGCAGAUUCAUGAAAUUCAUGCUGAGAAGGUCGUGCAGAGUUUUACGAACAUUGAUGAGACAAACAUAACUGACUCUCAGAUCCAAGAAAUUCUAGCUGAGCAGAUUCAUGAAGUUCAUGCUGAAAAUGUCGUGCAGAAUGUAACGAAUAUUGAUGAGAUAAACAUAACUGACUCUUACAUUCAAGAAGUUCGAGCAGAGCAGAUUCAUGACGUUCAUGCUGAGAUGGUUGUGAAGAAUGUAACAAACAUUGAUGAGACAAACAUAACUGACUCUCAGAUCCAAGAAGUUCGAGCUGAGCAGAUUCAUGAGGUUCAUGCUGAUAAGGUCGUGCAGAAUGUAACAAACAUUGAUGAGACAAGCAUAACCGACUCUCACAUUCAAGAAGUUCGAGCUUAUCAGAUUCAUGAAGUUCAUGCAGAGGAGGUCGUGCAGAAUGUAACGAAUAUUGAUGAGAGAAACAUAAUCGACUUUCACAUUCAAGAAGUUCGAACUGAGCAGAUUCAUGAAGUUCAUGCCGAGAAUGUCGUGCAGAAUGUAACGAAUAUUGAUGAGACCAACAUAACUGAUUCCAAAAUUCAAGAAAUUCGAGCUGAGCAGAUCCAUGAAGUUCAUGCCGAGAAGGUCGUUCAGUAUGUAACAAAUAUUGAUGAAACAAACAUAACUGAAUCCCAGAUUCAAGAAGUUAGAGCUGAGCAGAUUCACGAAGUUCAUGCCGAGAAAGUCGUGCAGAAUGUAACAAAUGAAGCAGUCAUCACCAAUCCUAAGGAAGUUCAUGCAGAGCAUAUUCAUGCUAAGGUUGUUAAUGUCAACAAUGUCAAAAUUAUUCAAGUCCAGCACCAACCAUCUUCAAGUCUCUCAUCACCUACACAACAAAGGCCGAAUGAAGAAGGUGAUCAACCAAAUAAAGCUCAUGAUCCUGUAUAUAAAGGAGAUCCAUUGCCCCCUCCUUCAGGGUUUCUCGGGAAAGUCUCUCGCAAAAUUCAUAAAGGUCAGCAUGUGAAAAAGUUUAUUGAUUAUUUCAACAUGAGGACAUGGAAAGAAACUGAAGUCAAAGUUACAGAAAGCUACAAAGAGCAAGAUCUCAAUGAGCCUGAUUUCGAGGUCCAUCCUAAAUUAAAGAAAGUUCCAAACUUCUAUAGAGGCCAAAUGGCAGCAGAGUACAAGAAAGAAAAGGGAUUUGCUGUAACAGAGGGAUCUGAAGAAAUUGGUCAGUUGAUCACUAUGAACAAACUCAGCGAACAGCUUAGUGAUGAAAGCUGUAAUUACAUUGCAAUUACUGGUCAGGCUGGAAGUGGCAAAACGACAAUUAUGAAACGCGUGUCUCGAAGUGUUGUUGUUGCAAAUAAAUUGGUGAAGAAAGCUAGGAAAGCAAAAGGAACUUUCAGUCAAUUGUUCCGCAAGAAAAAACGUCAAUUUAGAUUUGUUCAUCACUUUGGUUUCAAAGAUAUGCCGGUUUCCAAUGCUACAAGACCAGAAGAAGCACUGAGCCCUUGCGAUUUGCUUUUUGGAAAGAUUGCACCUGGGUUCAAAAAUCUAGAGGUAGAAGAUGGAUAUGAAUGGGUUAUCGAGCAUGAUUACGAGUGUAUUUUCUUCUUUGAUGGUUUAGAUCAAGCUAUGUGGGAUCUUCAUGGAAACCAUAACAAGAUGAAUUACUUUGACAAGUCAAGUACCGCUACAAUUAUGUACAAUAUUUUAACAAGAAAUCUUUUCCCCAGAGCCAAAAUUGUUAUUUCAUCACGUGAACACAAAAUUGCAUCCUUGCCUUUGGAAUUACGGCCGCCAUUCAUAACCGCUCUCGCUGGUCUAGAUCCUGAGGACAUCAAAAAGUUAUUCAUUUCAGUUUUAGGUGAGACAGGUGAAGAAUCCUAGAAUAAGUUAACAGUUCAAUCACCAUCACUCAUCCAGUUCUCAAGCGUACCAUUAUUCUUGCUUCUUAAUGCGAUAGUGCACAAGUUCAACCCUGCAAAUCAACCCGAUACCAUGACAGAUGUAAUGAUACAAAUACUCCAUAUUUUUAUGCGAUCCGAUCAUGCUCAGGAAAGAGGAAACAUGAAGCAAAAUAUUCAAAAAUUGAUGAAAAUGUCAUUCGAAGGCACAAAAGAAAAGCGAGUAAUUUUUACUAUCGAUGAUCUCAAAAAGGUAGGCCUUCGUUCAGACGAGGUCCGCGACCUUAUCAUAAAAGUGCCUGGAAAUAACAUGCUAAGUCAACAUCUCAUGGAAGGCGACAAUUUGAUGUUCUUCAGUCACCAAAUCCUUCAAGAAAUUCUAGCCAGUCUAUACAUCGCCAACAUGGAUCUUGCCACUUUCCAAUCAUUUAUCACUGAAGAGAUUCACGAUGAUCACUGGUCUGUUGUUCUGCGUCUUCUGUGUGGGAUUAUUUUCAAUCCAGAUAUCAAAACUGAAUUUCUGAAAAAUCUUACAACUGUGAUCGACAGAGAAGAGAAGAAAGCAAUACUUAGAAAAAGCCUCAAGAAUAAAAUGAGUCAAUGUACGAGAUCCUAUCAAAAGUUGGAGUUGUUCGGUGCCUUGUAUGAGGCCAAUGAUGCCGAACUCAUUCAAUCCCAUGUGCGAAAAAUCAACUUCGAAAAUGAGUCUUUCAAUGUUGCAGGACUGUACGCGAUGUCAUCGGUUAUGCGACGUUGUGCUCACCUUGAGCAGUUUCGUCUUGUUAAAUGUGACCUCAAUGCUGAGUUGAUGAAAUGCUUGGAUUUGAAUUUGA